AUGUGGAAGACAGCUUGUUAUUCCACUCUCUUGCUUUCGCAAGCGAAAAGUUUGGUCAUCAAACAGUCGCCUCGGGUCAGUCAUCUUUCUCGUCCGAUUGUUCGAUCCGUCCCUGAGUCCAGCAACAACAACAACAAUAAGUACACCUACUCUUCAACAAGACUCCUAUCAUCGUCUUCGUCUUCGUCGUCGUCGUCCACCACUGAUGAUGUCUGGAAAGAAACAGCACAAGUUUAUUCGGACCAAGCAUCUCGUUUGACACAAUUGCAUGGUUCGGAUCUCAUUACGAUUCUCCGAAAUGAUAUUAUGAAUGCCAAGACAAUCCUGGACGUUGGUGCCGGUGCGGGGGCCUUUGCGCAUGCCUACCUGCAACAUUUUCCCACUGGUAUUCCUGGUCAGACAUUGAUCCUAUCUGAUCUCUCCGAAGGAAUGCUCGAACAAGCCAAGAAAACUCUCAAAAUUCCAUCCGACUACCAAACCAAAAUCAUUUUUCAAAUUGAAGAUGGAACCAGAUUGGAAGGUAUUGAAACGGACUCAAUGGACAUGGUGGUAAGUACGUUUGGUGUCUUUCUGAUUCCCGAUCAAGAGGCGACACUUGCUUCCAUUCAGCGUGUUAUGAAACCAGAAGCCGUGUUUGGCAAUGCCUCCUGGAUUUGGGAAGGUUCUUCCAAAUUGGCUUCCAUGGGAUUUGGGGUCACACUCCAAGAAGCAUUUACGAAACCUGUUGAUACAAUCAAUCCAAGCCAUAGCGAGGAAGCAAUUGGUCCUCUAAAGAAGUGGUCCGAUGCGGACGAAGUCGAACGAAUGCUAACCGCUGACUACAAAUUCGAUUCAGUCAAGAUGUACCGAGCGUUGCACAGCACAGUUUGGGAAUAUGAUAAUCUUUGGGGUAUGAUUGAAAACAACCCCAUGACUAAUAUGAAGGAUUUGUCACCAGAAGACGAGGAACGUGCCAAAUCAGCCUUUCAAAAGUUUGUGACACAGGAUGGCGCAUACAGUACUGAUGAACCGCUCAUGAUCUCUUCUGCUUCGAAUCUUGCCGUUGCCCGAGGAUUGCCAGCUUGA
Cylindrotheca closterium is the source of this 1065-nucleotide messenger RNA. NCBI's taxonomy places the organism in Eukaryota, Bacillariophyta, Bacillariophyceae, Bacillariales, Bacillariaceae. The record is from the annotation of a GenBank genome assembly.